GUGAAUCCGGCUCCAAGUAUUUUGCAUGUCUCUCCGAUCAGACACCACCGUGUGGAUUAGUUGACACCCGAGCCCUGACGCGCACACCUGUCAGUGCACGGACACACACACACAGACAGCCAAGACAAUGAUGGCGGACUGUGUCGGCUUUCAGGCGCAGAUUGCCUCGAUCAUAGAGAUACUGGCCAACUCUGCGGUGGCGGAGAUCUGUAAACUGGUGGACGAUGGCUUCGCGGCGCUGCGUUCCAAAAUGGAGCAGGAACGCGACAAGAGCGAGAAGGAGAACGACGCGCUGCGGCAAAAGCUGCGAUACAUGGACGUGAAAAUGAGGAGCUAUCAGAGGAAGAUGAGGAGGCGAAUUCAGCGGGAGGAGGUCAGGCCACCCGAAGGACCUGAUGACCAUCAGCCUCUGGUGUCUCUUCAUCCCUCCUCAGAAGAAAAAUCCUUUCAUCACAUUUCAGAGCAGGGUGAAACCAAGGUGAUGGCUCUGGUGAAGCAGGAGAAAGUGGAAAGAGACAACUGCAACCUGGACCUCAAGGUGGAGGUGAACAUAAGGGCAGAGAGUGGCCUAUCAAAUGCUCUGGAGCCCAAUGAAGAGAUCCUCCAUGGUAAUGUUAGUGACACAAGUGUCUUCACCCCUUCUACCCCCUCCACCAACCAACCCUCUUCCUCUCCUACUGACUCCACAGUGGAUCUGACCUGCCAACCACGAGCCAAAGGUAAAGCCAUCGAGGUCCUGGGAAACAGUUUGGCAGGCAGCAGUGGGGGCCUCCUGGGUCCUGAAGCUGUUCGCAGGGAACUUGGAGUGAGCCUUACAGAUGGUCCUCUGAAAACAGAGAUCCAGACAGAUGAUUGCAUGGAAGAAGGACUUCAUCUCUCUCAGCUGUCAGCCCCUGUAGCAUCAGAUGAGCCCAGCCCCGACCGCCUCCACAGCCUGGGCCUUGACCUGGUCUGGAUGCAGGAGAGGGUCAGCCAUCUUGGUGCAGCUUAUGCGGUAGCACAGUUGGGUUUGGGUAACACAGAAACUGGACACCCCUCUGCCUCCUUUCCCUCACAGGGAGGUGGAGACAUUUUAGAUUGCCCUCCAACUAUGCUUUUCACAGGUGGAGCUCAUGAAAUGGCUGCCUUUGCUGCUUCUUUUGACAUGGCAGCUGCGGCCACCACUGCUGCCGCUGUUGUCACUGCACCAGCUCCACCCCCUCCCCCUUCAGCUCCUUCUGCCAUAACGACCAGCCAGAGGCGGCCUUAUAAGAGCAGAGUUACCUCUUCAAAAGAGCCUGUGUCUUGUGCAUUUUGUGGUCGUCUUUUCCCAAGUGCAGCUGCCCUGGAGCUGCACCAGCGGGUGCACACAGGGGACAGACCCUACACUUGCCCCCACUGUGGAAAGGGCUUCGCCCAGCCCAACAACCUGCGGGUCCACCUCCUCAUCCACACCGGGGAGAGGCGUUAUCGAUGCACACUUUGCGGGAAGAGUUUCAUCUCAUCCAGCCACCUGAAGAGGCACCGCACAGUCCACACGCAGGAGAAGCCCUACAGCUGCUCGCGCUGUGGACAGUCCUUCAGCCAGAUGUGUAGUGUUCGCAGACACCGGCAGCAGUCCCAGUGUGGACUGUAGACUGACCCCCGGAUGAGGUGGAUCCAAUCUUAAAUUGAUCCCCACCUGAAGGGUUAUUCGCUCAAAUUCCUUUUAUAUGGGAAUUCAUGCAUCUUCUCUAAGCAUGAGCAAACAAGAGAAGGUUGUAUCCUGUGAUAUCAUGACGUAUAUUUUUCCUAAACCAUAGAAGUCAUACAGUGGGGCAAAAAAGUAUUAAG
Messenger RNA from Platichthys flesus (European flounder), 1812 nucleotides. Its product is annotated as zinc finger protein 316-like. Lineage: Eukaryota; Metazoa; Chordata; Actinopteri; Pleuronectiformes; Pleuronectidae. The transcript is spliced from 4 exons. The coding region runs from base 128 to 1615 and encodes 495 amino acids. Gene Ontology annotation, cellular component: nucleus. Gene Ontology annotation, biological process: regulation of transcription by RNA polymerase II. The record is from RefSeq and is a predicted model, not a curated record. Gene Ontology annotation, molecular function: RNA polymerase II cis-regulatory region sequence-specific DNA binding; DNA-binding transcription factor activity.